This is a messenger RNA of Dovyalis caffra, 789 nucleotides long. Lineage: Eukaryota; Viridiplantae; Streptophyta; Magnoliopsida; Malpighiales; Salicaceae. The record is from the annotation of a GenBank genome assembly.
AUGCAAAUCUCAGUCGUCUCCUAUCUUACUUCUACUGUUCUCCAAGCAUACAGAGAUAUGGAGAUCCAGAAAAGCAACCAGGCUUCAAUGUUGAUGUUCACACGGGACCCCCCUUCCCAUGGAACUCCACGAACACCAUCUCACUCAACACCAUCAAGUCCUCCAGGUGGAGGUGGAGGCUACAAUCCAACACCAUCAACUCCUCCAGGUGGAGGUGGAGGCUACAAUCCAACACCAUCAACUCCUUCAGGUGGAAAUUGUGGUACCCCACCAAGUGUGCCUACUCCAUCAAACCCUCCGCGAGGUGGUGGAUCCUACCCCACCCCUCCAACCACUGGAGGCAGCCCACCAACACCAGUCAGUGGAAGCCCACCAACCCCCCCAAGUAUCACUCCAGGAACUCCUUUCACCCCCAUGCCUCCGUUCACUCCUGAUCCAAAUUCACCCUUCUCAUGCAAUUACUGGAGAACUCACCCUGCACUAAUAUGGGGUGUUUUGGGCUGGUGGGGAACAAUGGGAAACACAUUUGGUGUGACUAGCUUGCCAGGAAUUGGAACGAGUAUGUCCCUACAGCAAGCACUUUCAAACACACGUACUGACGGGUACGGGACACUCUACCGAGAAGGCACUGCUUCCUUGCUCAACUCCAUGGUAAGCAACAGGUUCCCUUUCACAACCAGGCAAGUCAGGGAGAAUUUCAUUACCGCACUUGCCUCCAACAAGGCUGCAGGGACUCAGGGACGGCUCUUCAAGCUGGCCAAUGAGGGCAAACUCAAACCUAGGGCCUGA